UGACGGUUGGGCGGAGAAUUUUAAACGGGGGCGGGAUGUGAUUUAAAAUUUCGUACAGCAGUCGGUUAGUGCUGUCGGUUGCACUGAACACAGCCGAUCUGACGCGAUGGCCUCUCAGAACACGGAUCCCGCAGCAGCCUCGUCCACAGCAGCGCUGAAGGGCUGCGAGACGAGCGGAAGCGUGUCGAAAGGUUCUGUCACUAAAAGGCUUCAGCAAGAGUUGAUGACACUAAUGAUGUCAGGAGACAAGGGGAUUUCAGCGUUUCCAGAGUCUGACAAUCUCUUCAAAUGGAUUGGCACAAUAGAUGGUGCUCAAGGAACGGUAGGAACAACUGUUGUUUUCUUCCCCCUGAUGUCAUGGUAUGGGAUUCUUACAUACAACAUACCGUCUUGUUUGGAUCAGUGUACUCAUGAAUUCUUGUUUUUAGAACCCAACAAUGAUAGUCCAAUGAACUCUGCAGCUGCCGAACUGUGGGAUGACCAGGAAGCCUUCAAAACCCAUUUGCACGCAACCUACAAGAAUUGACCAUGAACAUAAGUGUCUGCCUUUUGUUUUAUCUGUUUUUUCUUGUUCAUAAUGUAAAUUUUUUUCUGUAAUUGGUCUGUGUGUAUAUUAUUUCUGUGUUGUAUGAAACCUU
This is a messenger RNA of Sinocyclocheilus anshuiensis, 638 nucleotides long. RefSeq names its product ubiquitin-conjugating enzyme E2 C-like. The transcript is spliced from 6 exons. Bases 107 to 526 code for a protein of 139 amino acids. The record is from RefSeq and is a predicted model, not a curated record. Lineage: Eukaryota; Metazoa; Chordata; Actinopteri; Cypriniformes; Cyprinidae.